AUGGCCGAGACAUAUGUUUAUUACGUGGGAGACAAAGAUACAGGCUUUCACAGACGUUAUUGCUGGAUUAAAUUCUCAACUCCACAAGAUGUGCAGAAUGUGUUUCAGAAGGACUCCCACAUACUUGAAGGUGCCAAGCUCGCUCUCAAACAGCAGCCCCGUAGAAGACACAGUCAAAGAAGGAAUCAAAGUGAGUGA
Molecule: messenger RNA, 198 nt
Organism: Charadrius vociferus (killdeer)
Lineage: Eukaryota; Metazoa; Chordata; Aves; Charadriiformes; Charadriidae
Gene: SLIRP
Product: SRA stem-loop interacting RNA binding protein
Exons: 3
Coding region: 1-198 (65 amino acids)
Molecular function (GO): nucleic acid binding
Source: RefSeq, a predicted model, not a curated record